Molecule: messenger RNA, 401 nt
Organism: Orbicella faveolata
Lineage: Eukaryota; Metazoa; Cnidaria; Anthozoa; Scleractinia; Merulinidae
Source: RefSeq, a predicted model, not a curated record
AUUGUACUUACGCGAAUCUGCACAUCGACAAAUUAAUGUAAUAUUUUAAAAUUUUCCUCGUUCGGUGUGAUGUUCAACACCACCAGAGUUUUAUUUAUUAGUGAUUCUUUGUGAUGGGCCAGUGUUUUGGAACAGAGGACGGUGGAUUUUUUAGCUUCAGGCAAAAUCGAGGUUAUGACCGCUUCACUCGUUUCGCUCCGAAAAGCAAAUGGAGAUACGCAGAUGAACACUUGCUAACAGAGAUACAAGAUCCACGAUCUGAUGAUGAACUAGAUUUAUCAGAUCUAAGCCGUCAAACAGUCCAUGGAUUACAUCCAAGACAAAAUGUCAGAGGACCAUACACAUCAAAUAACACCACAGGAUUUAAGCAAGAAAGGUAUUAUUAAGAUAAGUAGACGUAU